AUGGUUUUGAACAGAGGUCGCGUCUAUGGUGCUGAAUUUUACGAUGGCACAGAUGAUGAUUUGCAUCAAUUAAAUAAACGAAAUUUGGAUGAAUGGGAACCCUCCAUCGACGACGAGGCUAAUGACGAUGAUAGGAACUUAGAAUUGAGUAAGAAAGUAGUCUGGCGAGGUCCCCAAUCAUAUAAAGGCUAUAGCUCAUCAAGGGGCCAUAACAAUGGAAGGUCUGCAAGUUCCGAUUGGAAACGCUAUGGGGCAGCAAACAAACCUCAAAAGCACGUCGAUUUGGACAAGAUCGUUCGCCAUAAGGAUCGUAAAAAUGAUCUGACAUAUAGACAAGGAUUAGAAGAAUUAGCUGACCUUAUGUAA
Rodentolepis nana is the source of this 366-nucleotide messenger RNA. The record is from the annotation of a GenBank genome assembly. Lineage: Eukaryota; Metazoa; Platyhelminthes; Cestoda; Cyclophyllidea; Hymenolepididae.